Didymella exigua CBS 183.55 is the source of this 2311-nucleotide messenger RNA. RefSeq lists its product as uncharacterized. The record is from RefSeq and is a predicted model, not a curated record. Gene Ontology annotation, biological process: mitochondrial translational initiation. Gene Ontology annotation, cellular component: mitochondrial small ribosomal subunit. Bases 321 to 1997 code for a protein of 558 amino acids. Lineage: Eukaryota; Fungi; Ascomycota; Dothideomycetes; Pleosporales; Didymellaceae. Gene Ontology annotation, molecular function: structural constituent of ribosome. The transcript has a single exon.
GUUCACUACAUAAUCACUACAGUCACUACAUGUUCACUACAGUCACUACAUGUUCACUACAGUCACUACAUGUUCACUACAGUCACUACAGUCACUACAGUCACUACAUAAUCACUACAGUCACUACACAAUCACUGCACAGUCACUGCACAAUCACCGCAUAACCACUCAUUGCCGGAUGCUGCGCCGUCGACGGUCGGAGUUGCGGGAGUGCCUCGGGUCUGUGCGCACUCGUCUUCAGAAAUGUCGACGGCUGCUGCACGCGGGCAACACCGUUAUUGACGCCCUCGACGCCCUCGACGCCCACACGCGGCUUCGCCAUGGCCGUCCCCCGCGUGACCCGCAACAGGCUCUCGCCGACGGCGCACCUGCUGCGCAACUCGCGCCUCUUCGCGCUGCCCAACCCGCUGCCGCGCCCCGUCGUGGGCGAGACGACGGGCGCCGGCGUCACCAAGGCGUCCGACUCUGCGACGCUGCCGUACCCGACGCACCAGGCCAUCACGACGACCAAGAGCUCGCGCGCCCGCGGCGACUGGGGCCUGAAGCGCAACCUGCCCGCGCGCUCGCACCUGCUGCAGACGAGCGACCCCGUGCUGCGCAUCGCCCAGCUCGACACCAUCGAGGACGUGACCGACUUCGACUCGGCCGCCGACCAUGUGCGCACCCGCCAGAAGUGGGAGCAGAUGGCCGUGCCCAUGAUGCGCCACGUCGCCGGCCCCGAUGUCACCGGGCCGGCCCCGCCCAGCGCCUUUGAGCCCCGCGACGACACCACCUCGUACCGCCGCGCCGGCCUGGACGAGAGCGGCCUGUUCCUGCGCGCUCUGCGCGAGAACAAGCGCGCCCGCGAGUACCGCCAGUGGCGGGCCGAGGGCCGCGAGCAGCAGUUCACCCCCUUCCAGCCGCCGCCCGUCAGCGGCGACGUCCACAACACGCGCCGCUGGAAGCACGACGGCCCCUGGCUGCCCGGCCAGAGCGCCGACGACUUCUCCGCCUACCUGGCCAAGGAGAUUGCGAAGCGCCGCCGCGAGUUCAACGAGCACCUCGUCGAGUUUGUCAAGAACGAAAUCUACACGACCCGCCAGCUGGCCGCCGCCCGCGCCGGCGACCUCGCCCCAAUGGACGAAGCCGAGGCGCAGGCCUGGCAGGCGGCGCGCGAGAAGGAGUGGGCCGCCAUGACCCCCGACGACGUGGCCGCGGGCAUCAAGGCCCUGCGCAAGGAGACGGCCCUCGACCCGCUGCGCUCCAAGCUCGUCACCAAGCUCAUCACCCCCUUUCUGCGCCUCCCGCCCGUCAGGGACAAGAACAGCCGCUACCAGCAGCACGACUCGCGCCGCGACUACGACAACUACAUCAUCGACCCCGAGCGCGCCCCGACCUCGACCCACCCCUCGGCCGGCCUGGGCUACCUGCGCACCCGCGCCUACCUCGCCUCGCACCCCAUCCUGGGCCCGCAGGCCAGCCCCGCGCCCGUCACCUCGCGCGUCCUGCAGCCGCGCCUGACCGCCUUCAGCAGGGACAACUACGCCCGCCUCGGCGUCGGCGGCUUCGUCACCCUGGACCAGCACCUCGGCCAGACGGGCUCGCGCGCCGACCACCACGCCGUCGUGCGCGACGUCGAGACCAUUGACAUCACCACCCCCGGCGGCAAGAAGAUGCCCGUCAACCCGCUGUUCGCAGCCGUCUCCAACGACGGCCGCGUGCACCUCAAGGUCCGCCGCGCCUCGGGCGCCGAGGCCGCCGUCGCCCGCGGCGCCCUAAACGACGUCACGCCGCCGCUUGAGCAGGCCGGGCAGGGCAUCGAGUUUGGGAGUCGGAGGAGGGGGUUCAAGGGAUUUGCGCGACCCGGCGAGAAGAGCGGCGUGCGCGCGCUGGACGAGCUCGGUGCUGCGGGGAGGGCGGACGGGGCGAGUGAGCUGCUCGAGACGAGCGCGCAGGCGCGGCUGUUCCAGGACUUUGUGCGCGCGCCCCGUGCCGAUACGGCGACGGAGCCGUUGUAGAGCGUGCCUGUGUACUUUUAUGGUGCUAGUGUACUUGUAUAGUCGUACUCGCUCGAGCGGGAUUCUUCACCACCUCUUCUCGCCCCGUCGAGUCUUGUCACCACUUUGUGCUAGUCUUGCCACGAUUUCGUAGUAGUCUUGUCACCACUUUGUGCUAGUCUUGCCGCCGUUUCGUAGUAGUCUUGUCGCUAUUUCUUAUUCCUUCUCAGUUCGCACUCAAACCACCAUCUUCCCCUCCCCCCAUCUUCCACCUCACCUCAACUCACCUCAACUCACCUCACCUCACCUCACCUCACCCCGCCUCACCCCGCCUC